Cryptotermes secundus is the source of this 3834-nucleotide messenger RNA. RefSeq names its product heparan sulfate 2-O-sulfotransferase pipe (gene pip). The coding region runs from base 199 to 1347 and encodes 382 amino acids. The transcript has 9 exons. Gene Ontology annotation, cellular component: membrane. Lineage: Eukaryota; Metazoa; Arthropoda; Insecta; Blattodea; Kalotermitidae. The record is from RefSeq and is a predicted model, not a curated record. Gene Ontology annotation, molecular function: sulfotransferase activity.
AAAAUCAGGGCAAGUGUCAGCGCAUGCGCAGUGAUGUAGCGGUUUAGGUCGCAUCUCACCGUAAAGACGGUAAAGACGACCAAAGUUCGGUAAAGCGUUACUCCUGCAGCUACCAGCUGACAAGAAGGUUGUGUGGAAAGUGUUACACGGAGCGCAAGGUUGAGGUCGGCCGGCUCAUCAAGUGUUUGUGAGCGUGGAAUGCUGUUCCGCAGUGUGGACAGUAUGUUCCGACAGCGCAGGAUAUCCGUCCCUAAGAGGACAAGUGAACUGGUGGCUUUGAUGGCAAUCUCGACCACAUUGUUCCUGUUCAUCCACACACGGGAGCUGCACACAAAGCUCAAGGCGAUGGAAGUGAAGUUGCAGCCAGAAGAUAUGCUCUCAGGGGACAGCGCGGCUGGAGGCGAAAAUUCUGUCAGCGCCAUGGUCAGAAUGCUGACGGAAAGCGGUGAGCUGGAGUCAUUGGACGCGCGGGAGCUGAACAACACUCGACACGCGGGUAUCGAAGUCGUGUUCUUCAACCGGGUGCCCAAGGUGGGCAGCCAGACCUUCAUGGAGCUCUUGAGGAGACUAUCCAUGAAGAAUAUAUUCGGUUUCCAUCGUGAUCACAUCCAGAGAGUCGAGACUAUUCGCCUGGCGCCUAGCGACCAGCUGAACCUCGCGACCCACGUCAUCAGCUACAAACCGCCUGCCGUGUAUGUUAAACACGUGUGUUUCACCAACUUCACACAGUACGGAUUGCCAGAGCCUAUUUACGUAAAUCUGGUACGUGACCCUGUCGAGAGGGUCAUAUCCUGGUACUACUAUGUUCGGGCGCCCUGGUACUACGUGGAACGGAAACAGGCCUUCCCAGAUAUCCCACUGCCAGACCCUUACUGGCUGAAGAAGGACUUCGAGACGUGUGUGCUACAAGGGGACCGCGAGUGCAGAUAUUUGGAAGGGGAGUCACACGAGGGAAUCGGAGAUCAUCGCCGACAGUCCCUUUUCUUCUGCGGCCACAGUGAAUUUUGCACGCCUUUCAACACGUUGGGUGCCCUUCAGAGGGCCAAAAAAGCCGUAGAGCGCCAUUAUGCCGUGGUCGGAGUGUUAGAGGACCUCAACUCUACCCUUACUGUGCUUGAAAACUACAUUCCUCUCUUCUUCAAAGGAGCCACACAAGUUUACUGGGACGAGGUAGAUCGGUUCACAAGAAUCAACAGGAAUCUGUUCAAGCCACCGGUAAGCGAAGAAGUGAAAGACAUUGUAAGGCAAAACUUCACACGGGAAGUGGAGUUCUAUCAGUUCUGUCGGCAGCGCCUCCACCGGCAACUCUUGGCAUUACGACUGCCAGCUACACACACCGGGGAAUGAGUUCUGUCUGUAGUAGCACAGAGUAAAGUACUUUCUUCCUAGGUGGCAGCAUCGCCGGUUGGAGAUACGAAACAAGAUCGGGGCAAAUUGACUUUACUUCGUGGAAGCAAUGUUAUUACACCAAUCUUCACGUCGCAUCAGAGUUUGUUUUCUGGUAAACAUGACUAAAAUACUAUGUACUCGUAAGCAAGCCCAAAUAAGAGUUACAGUAUCUUGCCCUGCAAUUAACCUCAACAAUAAUCUUGAACAUGUUGACUUCGUCUCCAAUUAUGCUAUAAUAAGAAAAGAUGCACAAACACUCUUUUGACGUAAAGACUUAAUGGCCAACAAAGCCCACAAAGAUGAGCAUCGGAUCUACUAAACCCUAUCAUUAAAUGUUUUAAACGGAAGGGCUUUUGUGCAUUAUUCAAACAAACAAACAAACAAAAAAUAGGCCCAAGGACUUAAAGCCAAUUUUCCAGCAAUAUUCAUAACACGUUCUUAAUAUUAAUGUAGAAAGGAUAGUGCAAGCAUGAAGAAUAUUUGACUUCAACACUUCUGCUUCUUACCUUGGGCACAGAACUCUCCUGGUAGUACAUGUUUACUAAACAGCCUGGCAGGUUCCCUGUACUCCUUGCCAUAAAAGCACCAGAAUAUACAAAUGAAGUCUUACAUGGUGAAAAUAUGUCAAUUCAAGCACUAAAAAUCCAUUCCCAUGGAUAUAUAUUAAAACUGCAACAAAUGCUAUAAAUAUGUGGAUUCACAUUAUUAUCCAGCUACUGUUGAUUUAUAAAUCAACACUAAAUUGAUUACACCUUUCUGGAGCUACAACCUUUACUGUUCUAAAAUAGUAUAUGAUUAGUGCGGUCAUAGACCCUCAACAGCUGCAUAAUUUGAUAACAGAAGUCAACAGACAAAUUCAUGUUCCACUUCCAUGACAAUUCAUUAGAGAUGUUGUAAGAAUUACAAGUCUAUUUUCAUAUAAUUUAUUGUAACACAGUAAUGAAGCAUAUUACAAUGCUUCUGAAUAAUAUAUGAAUUUUCACCCAAGUGCAUCAUCAAAUAAUGUCAAGUCUCCAUAAUACAUAUAUCAAUACACAAUUACAGAUUGUAUCUGUAAGCUAUGGCUGCAUGUCUCAGUGCUGAAUAUGUGAUUUUUACGAUUAGGAGAGAGUAUUUCACAGUAUUAUUCAAAUAAUAUAGGUGUGUGUAGCUGAAAACUUCAAACUGCAGAUUUAAACUUAUCUGUAUGUGAUACUGAGAUGGAAAUCUUGAAGAAGAGGAGGGAGAAAGAAUACUGAACAUAUAAAAAGCAACAUACCUCCAUCCCUACUCACUUUUUAUGGCCCAGAUAGCAUCAUACACUUCUUACACGAAAUGUUUCUUGUGAUAUGUGUGUGGGAAGAGCAAAUUAAUUUCUUGGUCUUCAUUUAUGACUAUGUGAAUGUUUCUUGCAUCUUGCCAGUCUGCCUCUGUCUGUUUCCAUAUGACACAAUGCAACCAUUACAUAAGUAGCGAGUCACCAGGUGGUACAACAAUUCCAACAUUGUUCAGGAUAAACAUAUUGAAUUCAAUAUGUGAAACCAAAGAAUGAAAACUUUACUUUCUUUUUCAAGAAUUUUGUAAUUUAAAGAAUAUACUGCUCUUUAUAUUUUGUUCCCAUUUCCAAGUUUGGUCUUCCACUGGCCAUUUGUCCUGUGCAGUUAUAACUCCGCACUAUAUUCAGUCAUCAUUCUAUUUUCAGCUUACAGAUCCCAAGAGUAUCAUGCAUUCCAGUAUUUACUUUUUUGUUCAACUGUAUUUAUCCAGCUAAGGGCCUUAAAUUUCUGUUUCCUUCCUUUUACUUAAAUUUUUGUUUAUCAUCCCAUAUUUAUCUCACACUCCCAUACUUUACCAUUGGUUCAUUAACACUGUGUACAAUUUCAAACACAUUUUCUUAGUCACAGAAAUAAUUUAAUUAAUCUGUAAAUUAUUUUACAUGGAUAGCUCGUUUUUCUCCUUCAACAAUUAAGUAUCUUCAGGCCUGUAUCAAUCUCAAAAUCCUCUUUCUAGUGCCCCAUUGGUCUUCUUCUUUCUCUUCAGUGACCCCCUCUCCACCCAUAUAUAAAUAUUUCUACCUCCUUCUAUAUGCAUAUGCUCAUAUUUCAGUGUUUCUUCUAUGGUACAAGCUUGUGUUUAUGUCGUGCUAACAGCCAUAAAGUUCUUUGCUGAAUUCCAAGAACAGAGUAUUCAACUGCAUGUGCUGGUAUUCUUCUGGGGGACUUCAAAUUUAUGAUUGGAGCUUAUAUGUGCACAUGAUUCAGAAAUUUGAGCAUGGACUAGCCACACAUGUAGGUAACAGCUCACUUUCAAGCUAAAUAAUUUGUAAUCACUGAAGAAGAUCAGAUACUGAUUCAGUGGAAAUUUCCAUAUUCCUAUGUUACCAAUGUCUAUGUUUCUAUGGAAACCAUGGAUAACAUGCACAGGUAUCUCAGUACUAUUGUCUACCUUAAUGAGAAGUUUGUAUAU